Colletotrichum spaethianum is the source of this 3003-nucleotide messenger RNA. Its product is annotated as serine/threonine-protein kinase ppk13. Gene Ontology annotation, biological process: regulation of cytokinesis; regulation of protein localization to mitotic spindle pole body; mitotic cell cycle. Gene Ontology annotation, cellular component: spindle pole; spindle pole body; centrosome. Lineage: Eukaryota; Fungi; Ascomycota; Sordariomycetes; Glomerellales; Glomerellaceae. Gene Ontology annotation, molecular function: protein binding; ATP binding; protein kinase activity. The coding region runs from base 1 to 3003 and encodes 1000 amino acids. The transcript has 4 exons. The record is from RefSeq and is a predicted model, not a curated record.
AUGGCCCAUAGACUAGUGGCUAAAGCGGGCGUCGAUUUGGAGGCCUUGUCGCCUAGGGACGCCAACGCUCAGCGUAUGCCCAAGGCAAUCGAAAUGAAGACGUCUAAACCCGUCGUCCAGCUCAAGGCUGCGAAGGACAAAGAACCACCACCACAACCGCCUGCGAACGUUGAGGAGCCUCCGGCCAACGAUCGCCCCAAUGGAGCUGUGUACCAGGUCGGCAAGAUGCUCGGCAAGGGUGGUUUUGCCGUGUGCUACACGGGAUACCAUCUACCGGAGCGCAAGAAGUAUGCGCUGAAGAUUGUGCGGAGCCAGAUGCCGUCCAAGAUGCAGCAGAAGUUCCAAACCGAACUCCAGAUCCAUUCAAAGAUGAACCAGAAGAACAUUGUGCAAUUCUUCAGGGCCUUCUCGUUUCACGACUGCAUGUACCUUGUUCUCGAGCUGUGUACCAAUGGCUCUCUCAUGGACAUGGUCAAGAAGCGCAAGGGUCUGACCGAGCCCGAGGUUCGUUUCUAUUCCGUGCAGGUGGCUGGAGCAAUCAAGUACAUGCACGGAAAGGGCAUUAUCCACCGAGAUCUGAAGAUGGGAAACAUUUUUCUCGACCACCGUAUGAACGCCAAGGUUGGUGAUUUUGGACUGGCUGCUCUGUUGGUUACCGGCCGGGAUAUGCAGACCAUAAGAAGGACGACCCUGUGCGGCACGCCUAACUACAUCGCGCCCGAGAUUCUCCAGAAGGGAAAGAAGGGACACGAUCACGCGGUUGAUAUUUGGAGUUUGGGUAUCAUCAUGUUCGCCAUGUUGACAUCCAAGCCACCAUUCCAAUCGACGAGCACCGAGGAGAUUUACCGCCGAGCGAGAGAACGAGACUACGAAUGGCCGAACCCGGAAACAUCGCAAAAGUACAUCAGCGAGGAAGCUAAGGACUGCGUUGCCACGAUGCUUGAGGACGCAGAUAUGAGACCCGACCCGGACGUCAUCGUUCAGCACCCUUUCUUCACCUGCGGUUACAUGCCGGUGGAGGCCGACAUGACGACCAGACUUCUCACCCUGCCACCUGACAGUUCUGAGUUCUACGCCAACCGCAUGAGUUCUCAACUGCAGGCGGUCACCAAGAAGAACCUGGAGGACAUGUGCAGAGAAUGCGGAGUUGGCCCCUGGGCACCUGUGCAGGUUGUCCAUACGCAGACAUGGAAAGAGAUGGCUGCGGAGGAGAAGUCUGGCUUGACGCCCAUGAUUCCCUUGGGGGAGGACGUCGUCUACAGACCUUUCGACGACUGGCUCCGCGAGAAGCGCCACGCCCGCGCCCUUGCUGCUUCGUCGUCUACCCGCUCCGACGCCACAUCGGAACCGCAUCUGAGCGGUUCGCAAACUGCGCCGACAGGCCUGUUGCGUCAACCACCUCAGAGCUUUGCCGCGCAGCAGAGAGCUCAAAACCGUCCCUCUGCCAUGGCAAACACUGCCAGACCACGGCCUCAGCCAGAAGCGGCACCUGAGCUGGCGGAAGCGGCACGGUCAAGAUCGGUCAGACAGCAUACUGCACCGGAGUCACGAACAAACCAGCUUGCUGAGCCUCCACUGAGGAAGUCUAGCACCACUCGGAGAACGCCACUUCCGACAUCGCAGUCGGCGGGUUCUCUUCCUAGCCAGGCUAUGGCGUCCCAGAGCUCUAACCAAGCUACAGUCACCAUGACCGGGCUCAUGGAAAACCUCAAGAUCUCGUCUGAUCAAACUGAAAAGGCGUCACUCUUCAGCCCGACUGAGUGCGCGGAACCGGUGGCAGGCUCCAAGCCAGAUGUUGUUCUGGAGCGACUUCGCCGGCUUCAGACCGAGCUAGAGCGUGCUCUGAAUGCUCGUACCAUGGCUAUCAUCUCGUCCAAGGACACCACCCCGCCUCAUCCCAACGUCGUGGUUAAAUGGGUGGAUUACACAAACAAGUUUGGUCUCGGCUACAUCCUGAACGACGGCGGCGUCGGCUGCAUCUUGCGGGAUAUUCCUACUACGGAAGGGAGCAAGACCCUCACAUUGCCCUCCGCGUGCAUGCUUGUCCGCGAUGCCGAGCGCCACAUCGAGCGACGACACGACGAGUCGUACCCCGAGAGACAUCAACCACUGCCGCCCAAACAAGACAUUCACUUUUACGAGAACAACGGCGAGUCAGGCCUCGCCCGUGUCUCUGUCUCCUCAAGGCAAUUCCGCGUGCCGGUUUACGAGGACGGAACGCCCGGAAAGCUGAAUCCAGGAAAGGACGUGUACGAGCACAGAAAGAGGGAGCGCGUCAUCCUCUGGAAGAAAUUCGCCAACUACAUGAUCGCCUAUGGCAGAGACGAGCCACUGCCCGCCGAGGAGACUGUUACUCGCCCGAUGGAGUUCUCUGGCAACACCUCCCAGCCUUCAGACCUGGUCACCUUCUAUCAACGCUUCGGCGAUGUUGGUUGCUGGGUCUUUGGUGACGGACAUCUUCAGUUUAAUUUCCCUGACCACACCAAGAUUGUUUUGAACGCUGCAGGAACUUGGUGCCACUUCUGGCAUCUUCCCAUUGAUGCGGCCCAGAACCUUGCCACCACUGGCAGUCUCGGAGCCGCCGCUCUUGACGAGAGAGCCAUGCUGUCCUACCCCCUGCAGACGCUGUUGAACUUCCAGACGAAGCCAUCGGCGGCUCGCUCUACUCGUACGACCACCACGUCGCGUCGACGCCCCGAGAUCCCCGCAGACCUUCAGGGGAUUCCAGUUGCAAACGACUUCCGUCGAAAGAUUGAGUUUAUCAAGAACGCAGUCAAAGAGUGGGUGACAAACGGCGGUCUGGGUAAUAGUGCUAUGGACCGUGACCACAGACUGCGCUGGGGAGGUUACCGCGAGACCGUCAUGGGCAACAGCUUUAUCAAGGGUGUCUGGGUGACUGUCGGUGCUCGAUGGGGUGACACUAGACUGUCGGCUUACAUCGACCCCGCCAACCCCAUGGAGAUGGGAGAGGAGAUUGACGAAUCCAAGAGGCGACGCCACUGA